AAUAUCUAACCUAAGUCUCCCCUGUCUCAGUUUAAAACCGUUCCUCCUUGUCCUAUCACUACCCACCUUCAUAAACAGACAUACCCCCUUCCUGUUUAUAUGCUCCCUUCAAGUACUGGAAGACCACAGUGAGGUCUCCCCGAGGCCUUCUCUUCUCCAAGCCCCGUUCCCUCAACCUUUCUUCAUGGGAGAGGUGCUCCAGCCCCAUCACUUUGAAAUGCUCUGAGAGCUGCUUGGAGACAUAGGGCCUCACUGUGCUGCAUUUCAGCAAAUUGAUUAAAGAAAUCACAUUGUUCUGUUGAACAUUUGGUUUAAAUAAGAACCAUGGCUGAAGCAAACUGUUGGUGUGAGCAAGGCCUGGAAUUAAACUAGCAUCAUCCAUCUCAUUUACAUAAGCUGUAGAAUAAAUAAUAACUUAAAUACAGGCUAUGGACAUAUUUUAUCUGAGAGAUUCUACUGAAAUCUCUCCAUUAGAUUAAAACCAUAUGAUGUGAUGCUGUUUUUAGCAGAAUUCUGCACUUCCUCAUUCUUGUUCAGAAUUGACACCCAUACUUUAGUCAGUUUCAUUCAAGGUGUAUCUGUAUAGAAUGUAGGCUGACAAUGGUGCACACCUUGUAAAAACUUCAAAGGGUUAAUAGUGGUUUUGGUUAAAGCAGUUUUCCUUCAGAACACCACCCACCUGCUGUGUGUGUAGAUUCUUGGCCUCCUGCUCGCAGAGCAAAUGCACACAUUUCUUGUAUUGCCUUUUCCCUCCAAGGGCUUUAUACUGAUUAAGAUCUGAUUUAGUCUGCAUAGAGUGAAAAUAUACAUAUAGUAUUGUCCAAACUUUGUUUCCCUCCACCACUCACCACAGAUACUAUUUUUUUAUUUCUUUCUAAGUGUUUCCCUCAGGAUGCAAAGGACUCUUUGCUCAAAAAGGGCAGUAACUUUCUUAAACCAUGUGCACAUCUCCUAGUAAUAUUAACUUCUACACAUUCUCUUCUGAAACCAAAUGUAUUUACCAUAAAUUGCAGCUAACUUUUGAUUGAAACACUUUUGAAUGUACAAGAUCUGUGCAAUUAUACAGCUUCUGAACAGAAGGGAUGCCUGCAAGGCAAGGAAAGGACAGUGAAAGCCAUGUCAGCAGCAGCAGUACCAGCACCAGCAGUUCAGUUGCUUGCUUCGGACAGUAUCAAUACACAGCAAAUGAAUAUCAAGCCAUCCAGCAUGCUCUUCGUCAGAAACUGGGUCCAGAGUAUAUCAGCAGUCGGCAAGCUGGAGGAGGACAAAAGGUCUGCUAUAUUGAGGGUCACAAGGUAAUCAGUCUGGCCAAUGAGAUGUUUGGCUUCAAUGGCUGGGCUCAUUCAGUCACUCAACAGAAUGUUGACUUUGUUGAUCUCAACAACGGCAGGUUCUAUGUGGGGGUCUGUGCAUUCGUGAGAGUCCAGCUUAAGGAUGGCUCAUACCAUGAAGAUGUGGGCUAUGGAGUCAGUGAAGGCUUGAAGUCCAAGGCCUUGUCCUUAGAAAAGGCAAGAAAGGAGGCAGUAACAGAUGGACUGAAGAGGGCACUCAAGUGCUUUGGGAAUGCUCUUGGGAACUGUAUCCUAGACAAAGACUACCUACAAGCAGUUAAUAAGCUUCCACGUCAGAUGCCCCCCGAGUUGGAUCUGGCAAAAACUAAAAGACAGGACUAUGAACCCGAAAUAGAGAAAGCAAGGUAUGAUGGCUGUCUGGAAAGGCAGAACCCAGGAUGGAGGCAACAGUAUGAAAUGGCACCAACUUGUAGGCCCAGUCACACAGAGGCUUCUGGAAUGACAGAUCAGAAGCAGCCAAGCAGCUCCGGAAAUACAGAUUCCCCAGCUACUGAGUGUGAUGCCACGUACCAGCGGAAACUGCGACAAAAGCAGCUACAGCAGCAGUUCCGGGAACAGAUGGAGAAGAGACGUCAGGUCACAGAAGUUACUCCCAGCAGCAAACAGGAAACAGCCAACCCUCCUGUGAAACACAGCACUCCAGCAGCAGUACAACAGGAACUGGCAAUCGAAGAAGAGUUCUUUGCAGAUGAUCUUGAACUUUGGGACAUUUCCUUGGAGACCACUGACCUUAACAAGUUGAUGUGUCACAAAGCAGCAGGCUCACCAGCAGCAGCCCAGCUUCCCGAGACGCCCCGCGGAUGUCACCAGAUGACAACUCGUAACAGGACGCCUCAGAGAAUGCAUUCUCACAAACCUUCUGUGAGGUUUGCACAGUUGCAGCCAUCUGCUGCUCUCACGGGCAGCAGCCACGGUGCCAACCAACGCACACCAGGUACGUGCUGUGAUAAAUGACUGAGCUCUUUCUUCUCAACAGCGGCUCUUGGCUUUGAAAGCUUUGCUGUCAUUACUAAGCUGAAGUGGGAGAAGCAUCUCUCUUUUGUGUGGAGCGCUGUGAUAGCAGGCUAGGAAUACUCUUUUCAUCCAACUGUCUUCUCAGGGAAGAGGUAAAGAAUAAAUCAAUG
This is a messenger RNA of Phasianus colchicus (ring-necked pheasant), 2476 nucleotides long. The record is from RefSeq and is a predicted model, not a curated record. Lineage: Eukaryota; Metazoa; Chordata; Aves; Galliformes; Phasianidae.